This is a messenger RNA of Arabidopsis lyrata subsp. lyrata, 2231 nucleotides long. RefSeq names its product LRR receptor-like serine/threonine-protein kinase FEI 1. Gene Ontology annotation, biological process: protein phosphorylation. NCBI's taxonomy places the organism in Eukaryota, Viridiplantae, Streptophyta, Magnoliopsida, Brassicales, Brassicaceae. Gene Ontology annotation, molecular function: protein binding; protein kinase activity; ATP binding. The record is from RefSeq and is a predicted model, not a curated record. Bases 195 to 2009 code for a protein of 604 amino acids. The transcript has 13 exons.
AGGAGAUAAAUUAAAGAAUUCUUUUUAGGAAAAACAAAAAGUAAAGAUUUUUCAUCAUGAGUCUUCUUCCUCUUCCUCACACCCAAUCACUACAAAUCUCUCUCCAUUCUCGAAUUAGGGCACUCUUUUGGGGUUAAAAAAUCUCAUCUUUUCGUGUUUGAACCUUAAGAAGUUUCUCUUUUGGAAUCAGUGAAAUGGGUAUCUCAAUUUGGGUUUUCUCAGUAAUUUCUGCAGCUACCCUUUUCGUUUCGUGCUCCUCCGCUCUCACUCCUGAUGGAUUUGCUCUUUUGGAAUUGAAGAGUGGAUUCAAUGAUACGAGGAACUCUUUAGAGAACUGGAAAGAUUCAGAUGAGUCUCCUUGUUCUUGGACUGGUGUCUCCUGUAAUCCUCAAGACCAGAGAGUCGUCUCUAUAAACUUACCAUACAUGCAACUAGGAGGGAUAAUAUCUCCUAGCAUUGGAAAGCUUAGUAGAUUGCAGAGACUGGCACUUCAUCAGAACAGCUUACACGGGAUAAUCCCUAAUGAAAUCACCAAUUGCACUGAGCUCAGAGCCAUGUAUUUGAGAGCAAAUUUUCUUCAAGGAGGGAUUCCACCGAACCUCGGCAACCUUACAUUUCUUACGAUAUUGGAUCUAUCAAGCAAUACACUGAAGGGUCCUAUUCCUUCUUCAAUUAGUCGAUUGACGCGAUUACGCUCCUUGAACUUGUCAACCAACUUUUUCUCUGGUGAGAUCCCGGAUAUUGGAGUUCUCAGCAGAUUUGGGGUCGAAACAUUUACCGGUAAUUUGGAUCUUUGUGGCCGGCAAAUUCGCAAGCCAUGUAGAUCAUCAAUGGGUUUCCCUGUUGUUCUUCCUCAUGCAGAAACUGAUGAUGAAUCAGAUCCUCCAAAGCGGUCAUCGCGGUUAAUUAAAGGAAUUUUGAUUGGAGCAAUGUCUACAAUGGCUCUUGCAUUCAUUGUGAUCUUUGUAUUCCUCUGGAUUUGGAUGCUCUCAAAGAAGGAAAGAACAGUAAAAAAGUACACUGAAGUCAAGAAACAAAAGGAUCCAUCCGAAACAAGUAAAAAGCUUAUUACUUUCCAUGGCGAUCUUCCAUACUCCUCGACUGAGCUGAUCGAGAAGCUAGAGUCUCUUGACGAGGAAGACAUUGUGGGUUCGGGAGGAUUUGGCACUGUUUAUCGAAUGGUAAUGAAUGAUCUUGGAACCUUUGCGGUUAAGAAGAUAGAUAGGAGUCGAGAAGGAUCAGACCGAGUUUUUGAGCGAGAAGUAGAGAUUUUGGGUAGUGUCAAACACAUCAAUCUAGUGAACCUACGUGGAUACUGCCGCUUACCGUCUUCAAGACUUCUCAUCUAUGAUUAUCUAACCUUAGGAAGCUUAGACGAUCUUCUCCACGAACGAGCUCAAGAAGACGGUUUGUUGAAUUGGAAUGCUCGGUUGAGAAUAGCGCUAGGUUCCGCGAGGGGUCUAGCGUACUUGCACCAUGAUUGUAGUCCCAAAAUAGUUCACCGUGACAUAAAAUCGAGCAAUAUUCUACUCAAUGAUAAACUAGAACCUCGAGUCUCGGACUUUGGUCUUGCAAAGCUUCUUGUGGACGAAGAUGCUCAUGUUACCACCGUGGUAGCUGGCACCUUUGGCUAUCUUGCUCCAGAGUAUCUGCAAAAUGGGAGAGCAACCGAGAAAUCUGAUGUCUACAGCUUUGGAGUUCUUCUCCUUGAGCUCGUUACAGGAAAGAGACCAACAGACCCGAUAUUCGUCAAAAGAGGCUUGAAUGUUGUCGGAUGGAUGAACACUGUGUUGAAGGAGAAUAGAUUAGAGGAUGUAAUAGACAAGAGAUGCACCGAUGUUGACGAAGACUCUGUUGAGGCAUUGCUCGAGAUAGCGGCCAGAUGUACGGAUGCUAACCCAGAGGACAGGCCGGCUAUGAACCAGGUGGCUCAGUUGCUUGAGCAAGAAGUCAUGUCACCUUCUUCUGGUAUCGAUUACUACGAUGAUUCUCAUUCCGAUUACUGUUAGGGCUUAUGCACGACUAAAGGUAACCAAGAAAUCACUAGGCCAGCGGCGGUUUUUCGUUGUUGUUGCUGCGUUAUGAAUGUUGUGAUUUGGGAUCGAGAGGAUUUGUUUGUAAAUUAGAAAUGGAAGGUGGAGUAAAGAUUAUUGAGUGUGCCUUGUUCUUGUGCACUUUAUGUUUUUGUAAUGAAAUUUUCGAUGCAAGGCAAAGAGCUGUGUUAAUGUCUU